UCAUCAUCUACUCAGUCACCGACACAGCAGAAGAAAGGCGGGCGCCAGAGUCAACAGCAGCCUACACCCAACCCUCAGUCGCUGACGAACGAAGCGUUCAAAGAAGUCGCGUGGCCGGCAUUUUUGGUCCCAACCCCUGAGCAAGUCCAAGACGCCGAUGACGCCAACGCAUGGGUAUUAGUCCAUCAGGGAUAUGUCCUUACCAAGACGCAAGCGAAGGGGGCUGAGCAAGAGAGGGAUGCCGAGGAACAGGCUUCUCGUAGGGCUAGGAAAACUACGCGGCAGAACGGUGGUGAUUCCGGUCCAGCACAGAGAAAGAGGCGGGACUCGGGCAUUUUUUUUUCCUCUCAAGGAAGUUCAGGCGUAGCAGAGACAUGA
Ilyonectria robusta is the source of this 378-nucleotide messenger RNA. RefSeq lists its product as uncharacterized. The record is from RefSeq and is a predicted model, not a curated record. The annotation marks the transcript as partial. The transcript has a single exon. NCBI's taxonomy places the organism in Eukaryota, Fungi, Ascomycota, Sordariomycetes, Hypocreales, Nectriaceae.